CGUCAGUACAACGUCAUCAGUCACGAAGCACACGCCCUCUACUUUCGUAACUUUCCCUGUCUGCUGCGGCUUCAGACCUCUGCUGCGCUCGCACGUGAAUCAAGUCACCUUCGUUCAAGAUCUCUAAAUAGGCCCACUAAACCUACCCUUCAGUCAAGAUGUCUGCAGUGGAUUAUGAUGAGUAUGAGUCCAAGUUUAUGCGUAAAGCAAGAGAAAAUCCAUUUGUUCCUGCAGGAAUGGCUGGAUUUUUCGUUAUUGUGGGUUAUGGACUGUUCCGACUGAAAAGCCGUGGCAACACCAAGAUGUCAGUGCAUCUUAUUCAUAUGCGUGUUGCUGCCCAGGGCUUUGUUGUUGGAGCAAUGACGAUAGGUGUCAUCUAUUCAAUGUACAGAGACUACGUGUUGAAGCCCAUGGCAGAACAGAAAGCCCUGAACAGCAAAUGAACUGUUAUUUAUUUGAUUCAUUUCACCUCAUAGGUGUGUUAGGCCCUGUGUCCACCAAUCACAUUUUUUUUGCGCUGACAGCACCCUCAACCUCACUCUCAGAGUGCUUUGUCAACAUUACAAAGUUUUGAUUGGUCGUCAAGAGAGAAGUGACAUUGACGGGGCCAAGGGUGCUGAGCACUUAAUUUCAUAGGAUUUGUAUAGAAAAUGGCCACCGUCAGAGAAAAAGUGGGUUUGGUGGACAUAGGCCCUUAGUGUUUGAAAUGAUGGACUUAUGUAGUAAGUUUGAAGUGAUGGGAAUCUAAUCCCAUUUUAAAAAUAGCUGUGCCUCAGAUUUCUGAGGUCAUCUCUUUACCAUACUUUUGUGCCUCAUCAGACCUAAACAACAAUAUAUCUAUAUUUUUAAGAUCAUGUUUUGUAAAACAGCAGACUCUGAUCAGAUAAAGAAAGAAAGUGAAAAGCUGUGAACAUACAGUACCUGGUAUCGACAAAUGGUAUUUCUCUCCAUUGGUUCUGUUGUUAUAGGGAAAGGACACAAGCCAGGAAUCACUCACCCCUGGUAAUUUACUACUUAACACAAGACCAAAUAUUUUAUUUCUAAGAGCCUUGUGGUAUUUUCUUCCACAAUCUUAUUUAUUUCGUCAAGCUAAUGGACCUUAUUGACUACUUCUAUUUUUAACAGUUAGGAAAGAUAUGUCAUAAGUGAUGUUUUAUUUAUCAAAUUAUUUGCUGUGUUUUCUAACAGCCAUCACUGAAAUUGUUGCUCUGGUUAAACAAUGUCGUCUGUUCUGCUUCCGGCUUCUGUAUGAGUUUAUGAAGGCCCAGCAACUUCUAAAGCAGAACUCUGAAGAGCAGCAAUUGAGCUAUCUUAUACAGAUUUAAACAAACAGCUUAACUUGUCAGCCUUUGACAAUAAAAAUAAGUCACAACUGAACUAGCGCCUAACUUUUGUAUUAUACCUUGUUGCAUUCUAGCCUACCUCUCUUUUUAACAACACUUCUUCAGAAUUAUGAAAGUUUUAAUGAAUCUGACAGUCAAGGCUAUGGAGAAAAGGUGCUAUAAGCGAUGUUGGGUAAUGUCACUUCUGUUGGUGUUCAGUUAGCUAUUCCCUUCCCCUCCCUCCUGUGCAAUGGAAACUUUCCUAAAUACGCAUCUCGUCGGUGAUUGGCUGGAUGUUUUUAUGGUCCAGGUUGGACCAAGGUGUUUUUGGAGCCUGGGCUGUCCAGAGGCUGCAUUUUACAGUGUAUUCAGGGCACAGGCAGAGAUGGUGAGGCGAUGUUUGCUGUAUGUGACCACAUAACAUGGCUUAGGGCCACCUUUUGAGGUCUGUUGUACUGUAUCUUUUUGUGAAUACAUAGAUUUGAUAGUCUACUGUAUUUGUACACUGACUCAAUGCAAUAAAGGGUGUUUUAAGUGGUU
Molecule: messenger RNA, 1862 nt
Organism: Sardina pilchardus (European sardine)
Lineage: Eukaryota; Metazoa; Chordata; Actinopteri; Clupeiformes; Clupeidae
Gene: higd1a
Product: HIG1 hypoxia inducible domain family, member 1A
Exons: 4
Coding region: 159-443 (94 amino acids)
Biological process (GO): mitochondrial respirasome assembly
Cellular component (GO): mitochondrion
Source: RefSeq, a predicted model, not a curated record